Linum trigynum is the source of this 303-nucleotide messenger RNA. Lineage: Eukaryota; Viridiplantae; Streptophyta; Magnoliopsida; Malpighiales; Linaceae. The record is from the annotation of a GenBank genome assembly.
AUGCUCAUCAAUGCCUGGAUUCCGUCAAACAUUCCAUACUCAGCUGUGUUGGUUUCUUAUGCUAAUGUUCCUGUUAUGUGCAGCCAUCUCCAGCGGUAUCAAGUACCUCCUCAAAACUUCAAGCCAGGGAGCUGCAACUCAACUAUAUAUGGCUCUUCAUCCGCAAGUGAAAGGUGUAUCAGGGGAAUACUUCUAGAACAGCAACAUAUCCAAACCAGGUACUGGCGUACUGCUCCUGCUCAAGAUGAUGAGUUGGCUAAACAGCUCUGGGAUUUCAGCAUGAAGUUGAUCAAGACCCAGUAG